UUGGACCCAGUGAUGUAAUGGUAUAUCUAUACAUCGUUGGAUGUGUUUGCCGUUGUGCACUCAAUAAUUGAUCUUUUUUUCUUUUUACCCUGAAGAAUUUGAUGAGUUAUUCAGUUGAUCUGGCAUGGCUUCUGGUGGUAGAAACGAAGCUAAUUUAAGUGGCAACCUGGUCCCGUUAGCGAAACUUAAUGAUCGUGCGUCUUCCGUUUGUCACCUUGUAUUAAAGAAUGGCGAAGAAAUUAUUCGUCAAGCAACUGGUUUUCUUGGCCAAUUUAAGAUUGAUAGUGUUUAUAAACCAGUUAUUAUUACAAACAAUCAUUUCGUAUCCAAAAAACAGACUGCAGCAUCAGUCUUUGCAACAUUCAAAUUUGAUGGAAGAGUGGAUUGUAAAGAAGUGCAUCUUGAUCCUGAAAUAUUCUUUCAAACUAAUAAGGAGCUUGAUUAUACAUUUAUUGGGGUGAAGCAAGCGGAUAUAGAGGAGCUUCAGAGGAAAUUUCAAGUGACACCUUCAAAGAUAUCUAAAAAAAAAAUACGUGUCAAUGAAAAUAAAACUGAUAUUGUAUAUAUUGUUCAACAUCCUAAAGGGAAGCCAAAGAGAAUUAGUGCAUCCCCCAUUUGUAAACUUGACGAGAAUGAUGUUUAUUAUUUGGCUGAUACCGACGAUGGCUCGUCUGGUUCUCCUGUUUUCUUCUGUAAAAAAGGCGAAGUGUAUGUGUUAGCUGUACACAAAAUUGGUGGGACUACGUUAGACAAUGGGCAAAAAGCAAAUCGAGGAGUUUUGGUGUCUUCUGUGUUGGAAAAUGUCUAUCGAGAGCUCGGAAUUGAAUCCACCGCUUCGACUACAAACCAAAAUUCAGAUAACAGUGAUCAUGAAGAAGCUGGAUGUUUUGCUCCAUUUACUACACAAGGCCAGCCUGUUGUACAACCUAGUGUUGUCUCACAACAAGAUUCUCGUGAUGGAGGUCAUUCAAUUGUGAGUUCGCCAAAUGGUAAUGACCCUUCUUCUUCGUCUGAUUUUCCGAGCUUACAAAAUUUAAAGAAGACUUUAGAUCAGCCCACUUGUGACUCAGCUGUUGCUGUGUGUAAUCGUCCAUUUGAACCGAGGGAAUUGUAUCGCAUCGCUGAAAGAAUAUGUGGUGAAUGGGAAAAAGUUGCCAUACUCACCGGUUUAUUCAAAAAGUGGGAGAUCGACAACAUUGCCCACAACACUACACUGCAUUCACCUUCAAAGAAAUCCAAUCAAAUGUUGUCAAAUUACAAGGCACGGAAAGGAACUCGAAUAGAACUUGCUACGGCUAUAAAGGAGGCUGGUUUUUUAGAUGUAGCCCAAAAGGUUCAAUCAGGAUUUUAUAUUGAUUACGUUGAUUAAUUUUCUCUCAGUAGAUUUUAUCGUGUAAUCUAUUUUUAUCAUUUCGAUUUUAAAUCUAAUCUCCCACUUCGAGGUAAAAGAGAAGAACAUUUUUUAAUAUUUCACGACGUCUUCGCCAAUUUAUUAAAUUAAUGAUAAAUAUGCAUGUAAUGACAAUCAAUAAUAAUCGCACUCUUUUUAUAUAAGAACCAAACUUAUAAGAACAUUGAGGCUGAAUUUUCCCAAAAAUUCAAGUGGUAGAAAGAAUCCAGAAUUAUUUCAUUUGCUCGUUUAAGUGAAUUUAAUCAAUCUGAUUUCAUUGUUUUAUUCAUCUAUAUUUUACCUCAAAACUUUUCAUGUAGAGAAUCCUUUAAUAAAACUCCUGUGAACAUUUUUGAA
Xenia sp. Carnegie-2017 is the source of this 1747-nucleotide messenger RNA. RefSeq lists its product as uncharacterized. The record is from RefSeq and is a predicted model, not a curated record. Gene Ontology annotation, molecular function: protein binding. Gene Ontology annotation, biological process: signal transduction. NCBI's taxonomy places the organism in Eukaryota, Metazoa, Cnidaria, Anthozoa, Malacalcyonacea, Xeniidae. The coding region runs from base 125 to 1369 and encodes 414 amino acids. The transcript is spliced from 6 exons.